AGGUACUCCCAAACCAGCCCAAACGAACAAUGUCCAGUGGUUUCACCUUUCGAUGGUUCUUCCACUUCUACACUAGACUAGAAUCCCUUCACUUUAAACCCCAAUCGCCGUUCCAAAACCCUUAUCUGAACAGUGUUAUCCAUGGCGGCCACCGAGGCAUCGGACGUCGGCGAUAGACCUGUCCUCAGCGUCAUCAACAAGCGCAUCCGCGCACUCAAGAAGAAGCUGAACCGCAUCUCUCAAAUGGAAGAGUCGCUUUCCAAAGGCAAAACCCUAAAUAAGGAGCAGGAAGAGACACUCCGCACCAAGCCUGCAAUCCUUGCUGGAAUCGACGAGCUAGAGAAGAUCCGUCUUCCGAUCUCUGCCGCCGUGGAAGAGGAGAUCAGCAUCUCGGCUCAAAGCCAGCAAGCGUCCUUACAGGAGGCCCCAGUGGCUGCCACGACGAACGAGGAAUCUCCGGAUGAGCCCGAGAAAGAUGUGGAGAGUAAGGGAGAAGAGGAGAGGUUACUAGUGGCCGAGGAUCUGUUGAAUCUUAUGUAUUUUGGCAGCAUGUUCGAUGUUAAAAACCUGCAGAACCACUUCACAGAGAUGAUGCUUUCGCGGGAACACGAGAGGGGAAGUUGCCUGUCAUAUGAUUACAUGAAAGAUGAUGAUUCCAUUGAUCUGCUAAAUGAGAGGGACCUGGAUUUGCUUUCGAUGCUAAGCGGGCUGCUAAUUUCUCGGCCUGCCAACUCGUCUUUGCCUCACAAGAACGCCCUCCAGAGAUGUAUUGAACAUGCCAAACUCUGGCUCGAGAAUUCCACGCAGCCAAUUGAAUCAGACUCAGACGUUACCUAUGCUGGAUUGAGAUCCAAGUUGAACAAGAUUAUGGCUUCUCAAUAUUUUGUAGCUGCACCAGUUGGACUGCAAACAGCUGCGAUGACUUAUGGGUCUUUUCAGGCUCCACUACAUGAGCCAGUUCCACCUUUAGAUGUGUCUGUGCAGGUGCAUGUGGAAGAUAAUGGAGUGCAAUACCAACCAAAGGAAGUAGAAGGGACUGCAAGCUAUCACGUCAAUGAAACAUACAAUUAUCAAGCAAAUCACGAGGAUCAACAUCAACAGGUUGAGGAAAACACAUCUGCAUUGCCAGCCGAAACAGAACACAUCCAACCCGAAGUGGAAGGAACUCAUGAUCACAGUGAUGAUAAGGGCCAACAACAGCAAGCUCCUCGAAGACCAUACCAGAAUCAUAAUAAUCCCAGGGGUGGCCACCGAGGAAAUGGCAGAGGGAGAUAUCCCAAUGGCCGUGGAGGACGUGGCGGCAGGGGUGGUGGAGGCUACCAGAACGGGCGUAACAACCAGUAUGACCAGCCGGGUGCCGGUAAUAACGUCCCGAGGAAUUCUCACUUCCGGGGAAGGGGCCGCCGCGGUGGUCAUUAUGGGAACCACCCUUUUGGAGGCCAAGCUGGUAACUAUGAAGAAGAAUAUUAUUAACUGUGCUUUGGGGUUUUGCUUUAUUGAUGAAAAAGGUUAAAGGGUUCCCUCCCAGUACCAGAUUUGAAUGCCUUUCCUUGGUUAAAAAAUGGAACUCUCUCAGAGGUGGUGUUAUGCGAUGAAGGAAAGAUUUACCUGUAGUUUCUUUGACAUGCACUCCCAAACCUGUUUUUUUAUUUAUUUUGUCCCCCCCCCCCCCGUCUUUCGAAUAUUCCUUUUUCCUCUCAAAAUUAGAGCUUUUUGGAUGAAUGAUAGAGCUCCCUCUAUAUUAUGGUCUUGUUUGGGAAGAGCGUUUUCAAUUAGUGUAAAUGUUAGCGUUUUGGAUGAAUAUUAAUAGGUAGAUUAAUUCAGAAAACGCUAGUAAUAAAAGUUGAUGUCAAAU
Molecule: messenger RNA, 1855 nt
Organism: Cuscuta campestris
Lineage: Eukaryota; Viridiplantae; Streptophyta; Magnoliopsida; Solanales; Convolvulaceae
Source: the annotation of a GenBank genome assembly